Molecule: messenger RNA, 8768 nt
Organism: Oncorhynchus nerka (sockeye salmon)
Lineage: Eukaryota; Metazoa; Chordata; Actinopteri; Salmoniformes; Salmonidae
Product: apical junction molecule-like
Exons: 2
Coding region: 6582-8675 (697 amino acids)
Biological process (GO): deadenylation-independent decapping of nuclear-transcribed mRNA
Cellular component (GO): P-body
Source: RefSeq, a predicted model, not a curated record
UGAAAAAAUGAGGAACAAAAAACAGUUCCUUGUAUAUAAAAAAGAAAAAGAGAAAAAGUCAUGUCUCCGUUUAGUUCGUCUCUUUGUCUGGGUCUCAGCAAACGCUCACAUAUAGGGGAAAAUGCUCCAAGACCUCUACUUUGCUUAUGGAUCUCUGUCGCACUGUCCGGCUCUUGAGAGGGGGAAAUUUCAAAUGCAACUCCGGUGGACUGGCUGGUCCUUCAGGAUUUGUGGCCUGGCCGCAACAUUGAAUUCACUCCACGGCCGCUGUCCCGUUCCACAUCUCUCCCUCGCUCUUUCUUUUCAGCCUCACUCCGCCUCUCUGUCAGUAUGCUCCCCCUCCCCUCCUCUAAUGCAAAAGCAUGAGCACUGCUGCAGCUGUGGGAGAAAGGAGGAGAUGGAAGAGAACUGGGGGAGACGCAUGAGGAGUAAGUGAGAAAACAUUCAAUGGAGCCUUGUGUCCCUCCCAACCAUUCCCCCUGUGGUCCUGGAGCAAAACCAAUCACCUACUCUUUACCUCCUGUCACCACUAUCUCCAUCUCUCUGCGUCACCUUCUCAGUGCCACAUAACAUAGUGUGUGUGUAUUAUGUGAUAACAUUCGGACAUUUUUAUCCAUCCCUGAGUGAGGGGCGUAAGACACAAACAUGCUAAUUGAGUGGAAUGAGAGGCGAGGGACGAGGAGAUUCAGGCAUUUGCAGAAAAUGAUGCACAAGAAUUUGGAAGAGAACAGAAGUGUCCUUUGUCGCCAUGUUGCUGGCUGGAACGUGGUCAGAGUCAUUUGCAUCACUGAAAAUAUUCAGUUGUGUAUGGUCUUGGCUUCCCUCUCAGGCGUGGCCAUUUGGUCCCUAUACAAGAUCAAUAUUCCUACCACAUGUCUCUCAGCCAACUUGUAAGUCGCUCUGGAUAAGAGCGUCUGCUAAAUGACUUAAAUGUAAAUGUAAAUGUAGGAGAGCUAUCAGGGGAAAUGUUUGUAGUUUGCUGAAUUGUAGCGUGUGCCUUCAAAUCACAAACCAUACACAACAUAUUUACACGUGUAAAAGCCUGCUAUGUGUUUCACAAGCUGGUGUACAGACAAGUGAUUAUCAAUCUGCAAUUGCUCAUCUAUGAGCUGUCAUAUUGUUACAGAAGUUAUUGCUGUUAAUGAGCAAUUACCUUUGGAGGUAUUGAGGCCUGUAUUUAAUCUAUAGCAGAUGGUGGCUUUGUGGAUUGUGUUUUUAAGGGUGUGUUUGAUUUGCUGUAUGUCCUGGAUUGUGCUUUUAAAGGUGUGUUUGAUUUGCUGUAUGUCCUGGAUUGUGCUUUUAAACGUGUGUUUGAUUUGCUGUAUGUCCUGGAUUGUGUUUUUAAAGGUGUGUUUGAUUUGCUGUAUGUCCCAAUUGCGCUUUUAAAGGUGUGUUUGAUUUGCUGUAUGUCCUGGGUGGAGGAAGUUGUCACUUGAUUUUAAGGCUAAUGUUGAACUAAUGACAAAACAACUCUGAUCAUAUUCUCAUGCUGUGAGGCAGCGGUUAGUAAGGCUGCUCAGCUCCAUGAUUCCCAUUCUCAAAAGUCAAAGUCAAAGUCAAAAGUCAAUCAAAAGUCAUCAAGCACGACGACAGCUUUGAAGUGACUGUGACUCCAGGGAGACGAAGAGGGGCGAGAGACAGAGGUGAACAGAUAGGGUCUGGAGGGGACGCUUAAUAACAGUGUAAACUGUGUGAGAAGGAGUCUGUGUUUGACUCAUCCUCUGCCUAGACUACAAGCUUCACAUCCAUUUGGGUAAUUACCCGCCCGCUGUGAUCCUCGCGACCUCGCGUAAUUAACACGCCUCGAGCAGGGAAUGAAACUUUGAUUGCCGUGACCCAUGCCCAAGUAGCAGGGGUUGCAUCUGUCUCUGCCCUGAACGACUACUGUUCUGACAUUGUGGGGAUGAAACCACCUCUUUCAAGGAAGCCUCUAACACGAUAAUUAAGAUGAAGGCUCUGGCAAUAGGACAUUCAAGCAGUCGUUUAUUCCCAAUUCGUUGAAGUUCGUGUAGUUAAUAGUCGAUCAAUCAUGGCAGUAGAAAAGUAACAUCUUUUAUGGCCUAAGAUGUGCUCAUGUUCAUAGUGGUGUGUAUUCAUGGCUGCUAAGGGAAGCCAGGCUUCAUCAAAAAUGUACUGAAAAUAAAGAACAUUUUUUAUCUUUCAUCUCUCUGUGUUUCAUAAUUUUCCUUUAAUUCGCAAGAGGCUGAAUGUAUCUCAACGGAGAGAAGGCAUCCGAGCGAACAAAACAGCGCCCCUCUGUCUUUGUAUGUGUAGCCCAUCUAUCUGAUGCUGUCUGGUCAAAAAGGGUCUGACAUUGUUGCAACCCCGCUGCAUUGUAUGCAAGAGAAGCCAGCGAGCAUUUGAUCUCUCAUGAAUUAAAAAAAUAUACAAUAAUAACCAAUCAGCAUUGAGUUAAACUGAGUGAGCUCAACUGUGAAUGGUCCUGGCGCACCAAAAAAAAGUGUCCAGGGAAGCCAGUUUGGAUUUGGCUUCCCUCCAAUCACAUCACAUCAAGUCAAACGUCAUUGACAGAAAACAUUUUUUAUUGUUGCAUCUCCUUGUGUUGUUGUCCAGCGGUGGCUAGCUAGCUAGCUAAAAUUGGCCCUUUCCUAAAUUAGCCAUCGACAACGAUAGUGAUUUAGACUUGUGGUUUUACUUCAUUCCCCUUAUUGGCUAAGGAUUAUAAUGGAGAUUCUGAUCCAACCAUAGAUUUAUACAUUGUGCCUGGAAGUUCAAUAUGUAUCUAAAUGUAGUAGGCUAAUGUUUACUAGCUAACGAAAAGAGGUUGGGCUAGCGAGCAAGCAUUUUAGCCAGGUAGUCUAGGACAACAAAAAAAUUAAAGCGUGUACUGUAUAACAGAGUCAUGGAUUGUUUCGGCAACAUGAAAGAGAGGAGGAUGGCAUUGGCGUUUCUCAACAUGUAGGGUGAGUCAACAUGUCUUUUUUGUCCUUACGCUCACACCCAGAAACCAGUACCAUGGACAGCCACAUGAUAUUUAGCUUAGUCCUUCCCCAGUGUUUUCACCCAGGCACCGUGACUGCAAGUUCAUCUUGGUCAGCCGGAGCGAUUGGCUUGGUCAGUUUUCUCUUGAAGUUCUUGUUCUGCUCUUAUUUGGUCGUACUACAUGUGAAGUUAGAAAUCUACUUGCGCUUCAGAGCAUAGUGCAUGAGGUGGACGAGGCAAGCCCCCCCCCCCCCCCCCACUUAAUCAUCGGUGUUCUUCAGUCUUAAGUUAUGUGUUAUUAUACCAUAGAAAUAAUUGCAAAGAGUGUUGAUGUGUAUCCCGUGUAGAACCCACAGACAGAAGCCAGGAUGUUUGCUCAUGUGAUCAUGCAUCGCCUGUGGUGCCAGCAGCAGUGGUCUUGGGUCUACUGCGUGAUUUGUUGGAAGACUCUCAGGUAGUGAAGAUGCCAUUCUCUCUCACCCUCCCCUUCCUCCCUCGGGUCUUCCCUCUUCAUCUUUCGUUUUGAGUCAUCUUUAUCCAUCCCUUUAAUCAAUCACCCGACAUGUCACUCUACCUACCCCCUCACCCUCCCCUUUUGCCCUCUCUCCCUCACCCUCCUCUUCUAUCCUCUCUCCCUCUCCCUCACUUUCCCCUUCUGCCCUCUCCCCCUCCCCUUCUGCCCUCUCUCCCUCCCUUUCUGCCCUCUCCCCCUCCCCAGACAAAUAUCUGACCUGUGUUUUGGCUGCCUAUUCUUAACCCUUGUGUCAUUGACUCCAUGCUCUCACACACUCUGACCAUAUCACAAUACUGUUGCCACCGGUGAUGAUGUGUCCCAUUCCUUCCUGUGCAUCAGGGCAGAUGUUGUUUUGAUGGGGAAAACACAGAAAGUAGAAGAGCAGGGAGAUGAGGGUGGUGGGGUGGAUACAGAAAAAAGAGAGUCAAUUUCCAAUCAUGUGUUUUUCUCGGAACAUUGAAUUAAGCAGCGUGAAAGAGUGGGGGCCUCGGGGGUCUGAGGGCGGCUAUAGAGAUGCCCGAAUGAAAGACUUCGUUGUUGGAGGCCGGGAGAAAGAGAUGAAAGAGGAGAGGGAGAUGGGGAGCAGCCUCCUCUCCCAUCGCCUCCUCACCCUGCGGCCCUCCCUCGCUCUGCCCAUGUGAGCUAGGGUUCAAACACGAACCCCCCCCCCCCCACACACACACGCUCACACACACACACACACACACACACACACACACACACACACACACACACACACACACACACACACACACACACACACACACACACACAGCAGAGCUACAUACUCACAGACACAGACAGACGUAGUCUUAGACUCCCUCCAAACCGUGUGUCCAUAAGAUGUAACCUAGAUCCAGAUGAUCUACUGCUCCAGCAGCUGACAGACAGCAGCACUCAGUUUCCCAGGUGGUUAGUUGUGUUAAUUGAUGAAGUCCUGUGUGAUUGAGGUCUCGUCAGUUUAACCUCCGUUAGCGCCACACUGGAUGUAAUCCCAUUACAUGUAAACAGACAGGAGCCGGAGUCAAAUUAACAUCCGUGUGAAUCCACUUUGAUGAACGCAUGCUGGACACCAGAAUGAACUCCUUGUACAAGGGAAAGGGAGAAAUGGGCUCAGCAGGUUGUAUGUGUUCAUCAUCAAUCACUAUUAGAUGGAUUCCGUUGGGGAAGUAACGUCUACACCUCAGGCUGUCUUCACAUGUGACGUCGUUCUGCAUGCAGACUGGGGACAGAAACAUGUAGCACCUCUAUGUAACGCCAACAAAUGUGUUAUGACAUUGAAAUCCAAUUGUAAUGAAAACCCAGUUUGUACGAAGCCCAUUUAAUGCAGUGCAUCCUGGUCAUUAUGUACCAGAGAGGGGUUGUUAUUCUGCUCCAUCUCUUUGAUCAUCUGGACGCGCUGGUUGAGUCAUGGAGAAAACAGAUGAGGGAUGUAUUGGUUGCCAGCUGGCUGUGACAUUGUGUUAGAGUAGGUGGAAAUAUCUAAUGUACCUCCCAGUAAUUCGUUGAGUAAGAAACUGCCAACGUUUCGCUUUCAGUGAUGUUUUGACCUAAUAAAUGACUGGGAGGUUAUAUAUAUGGAAUGUGCGACUCUCUCUGUUUUUGUAGCUUCCAGUUUAUUCUCCGUUAGUCAGCACCUCUACACUAAAUCAUUUUCUCUGGGUGCGCGCCAGCUAUUGCUUUUUAUUUGAAAUAUGUUUUGUAACAGCAGCUUCAGUAGUAGUGUAUUAGUGACUAAGUAAUAAGAAAAAGAGAAGCUUUAGAGUUGUCGUUUUUCAUCGGGGAAGAAGUUAGUUCCCCCUGGGAGGAAUUCUUUGGGGAAUCUGUAACCUUACACCUCUAACCGAGCACCUCAGCUGAAAGGACAGGCAAGUGAAAGAGGAUAGCAAGAUUGAGACAGAUGGGAAAUGUGCCGAAAUAGUUGUUAGUGAAAGGCCGGGACAUACAUUUUUAUUAAGUUUGAGAUGAGAUGAGGACGGUCAGGAAGGAGAGAUGAGGACGGUUAGGAAGGAGAGAUGAGGACGGUCAGGAAGGAGAGAUGAGGACGGUUAGGAAGGAGAGAUGAGGACGGUCAGGAAGGAGAGAUGAGGACGGUCAGGAAGGAGAGAUGAGGACGGUCAGGAAGGAGAGAUGAGGACGGUCAGGAAGGGGAGAUGAGGACGGUCAGGAAGGAGAGAUGAGGACGGUCAGGAAGGAGAGAUGAGGACGGUCAGGAAGGAGAGAUGAGGACGGUUAGGAAGGAGAGAUGAGGACGGUCAGGAAGGAGAGAUGAGGACGGUUAGGAAGGAGAGAUGAGGACGGUCAGGAAGGAGAGACGAGGACGGUCAGGAAGGAGAGAUGAGGACGGUCAGGAAGGAGAGGUGAGGACGGUCAGGAAGGAGAGGUGAGGACGGUCAGGAAGGAGAGAUGAGAACGGUCAGGAAGGAGAGGUGAGGACGGUCAGGAAGGAGAGGUGAGGACGGUCAGGAAGGAGAGGUGAGGACGGUCAGGAAGGAGAGAUGAGGACGGUCAGGAAGGAGAGAUGAGGACGGUCAGGAAGGAGAGAUGAGGACGGUCAGGAAGGAGAGAUGAGGACGGUCAGGAAGGAGAGAUGAGGACGGUCAGGAAGGAGAGAUGAGGACGGUCAGGAAGGAGAGAUGAGGACGGUUAGGAAGGAGAGCUGGAGAAUGAGAAAGGAGGGGAAGGGGACGAUGAAGGCAGACACAUCCCAUAAUUAGCAUAGUAAUGGAGAGUUAAGGCCACACAAUGGGUCACUGUUGAGUCCAAGUUUUUCCAUUUGGAGACAAUGCACAAUAGAGUUGGUAUGAGCCCCAAACCACUCUAAUAGCCAGCAUGUAGCCCACCCUCUCUCUUUUACCACCCCAGAGAACACACUCUCUAACUAAUAGAGUGGUAUUGCCUCAGGGCUUGAAGCCACAAACCAGUCCUCCCCACUCUGAACCUUUUCAUCUGCUGAGCAAAAUGCCUGGCCACUUCUCUAACGGUUAAGAGGUCCAAAUUGUGCAUAUUUGUAUAGAUACUGUAAAUAGACUGUGUAUUCUGAGAAGAGCAGAGGAUAGAGAAGAGGCUAGAGCAGGGGAUAGAGAAGAGGAUAGAGAAAAGGAUAGAGAAGAGAAUAGAAAAGAUGAUAGAGAAGAUAGAGAAGAGGAUAGAGAAGAGGAUAGAGAAAAGGAUAGAGAAGAGAAUAGAAAAGAUGAUAGAGAAGAUAGAGAAGAGGAUAGAGAAGAGGAUAGAGAAGAGGAUAGAGCAGGGGAUAGAGAAGAGGAUAGAGAAAAGGAUAGAGAAGAGGAUAGAGAAAAGGAUAGAGAAGAGAGUAGAAAAGAUGAUAGAGAAGAUAGAGAAGAGGAUAGAGAAGAGGAUAGAGAAAAGGAUAGAGAAGAGAAUAGAAAAGAUGAUAGAGAAGAUAGAGAAGAGGAUAGAGAAGAGGAUAGAGAAAAGGAUAGAGAAGAGGAUAGAGAAGAGGAUAGAGAAAAGGAUAGAGAAGAGGAUAGAGAAGAGGAUAGAGAAAAGGAUAGAGAAGAGAAUAGAAAAGAUGAUAGAGAAGAUAGAGAAGAGGAUAGAGAAGAGGAUAGAGCAGGGGAUAGAGAAGAGGCUAGAGAAAAGGAUAGAGAAAAGGAUAGAGAAGAGAGUAGAAAAGAUGAUAGAGAAGAUAGAGAAGAGGAUAGAGAAGAGGAUAGAGAAAAGGAUAGAGAAGAGAAUAGAAAAGAUGAUAGAGAAGAUAGAGAAGAGGAUAGAGAAGAGAAUAGAAAAGAUGAUAGAGAAGAUAGAGAAGAGGAUAGAGAAGAGGAUAGAGAAAAGGAUAGAGAAGAGGAUAGAGAAAAGGAUAGAGAAGAGAGUAGAGAAGAUAGAGAAGAGGAUAGAGAAGAGGAUAGAGAAGAGGAUAGAGAAAAGGAUAGAGAAGAGGAUAGAGAAGAGGAUAGAGAAGAGAAUAGAAAAGAUGAUAGAGAAGAUAGAGAAGAGGAUAGAGAAGAGAAUAGAAAAGAUGAUAGAGAAGAUAGAGAAGAGGAUAGAGAAGAGGAUAGAGAAAAGGAUAGAGAAGAGAAUAGAAAAGAUGAUAGAGAAGAUAGAGAAGAGGAUAGAGAAAAGGAUAGAGAAAAGGAUAGAGAAGAGGAUAGAGAAGAGGAUAGAGAAAAGGAUAGAGAAGAGAAUAGAAAAGAUGAUAGAGAAGAUAGAGAAGAGGAUAGAGAAGAGGAUAGAGCAGGGGAUAGAGAAGAGGCUAGAGAAAAGGAUAGAGAAGAGGAUAGAGAAAAGGAUAGAGAAGAGAGUAGAAAAGAUGAUAGAGAAGAUAGAGAAGAGGAUAGAGAAGAGGAUAGAGAAAAGGAUAGAGAAGAGAAUAGAAAAGAUGAUAGAGAAGAUAGAGAAGAGGAUAGAGAAGAGAAUAGAAAAGAUGAUAGAGAAGAUAGAGAAGAGGAUAGAGAAGAGGAUAGAGAAGAGCAUAGAAAAGAUGAUAGAGAAGAUAGAGAAGAGGAUAGAGAAGAGGAUAGAGAAGAGGAUAGAGAAGAUAGAGAAGAGGAUAGAGAAGAGGAUAGAGAAAAGGAUAGAGAAGAGAAUAGAAAAGAUGAUAGAGAAGAUAGAGAAGAGGAUAGAGCAGGGGAUAGAGAAGAGGAUAGAGAAGAGGAUAGAGAAGAGGAUAGAGAAGAGGAUAGAAAAGAUGAUAGAGAAGAUAGAGAAGAGGAUAGAGAAGAGAAUAGAAAAGAUGAUAGAGAAGAUAGAGAAGAGGAUAGAGAAAAGGAUAGAGAAGAGGAUAGAGAAGAGGAUAGAGAAAAGGAUAGAGAAGAGAAUAGAAAAGAUGAUAGAGAAGAUAGAGAAGAGGAUAGAGAAGAGGAUAGAGAAAAGGAUAGAGAAGAGGAUAGAGAAGAGGAUAGAGAAAAGGAUAGAGAAGAGGAUAGAGAAGAGGAUAGAGAAAAGGAUAGAGAAGAGAAUAGAAAAGAUGAUAGAGAAGAUAGAGAAGAGGAUAGAGAAGAGGAUAGAGAAAAGGAUAGAGAAGAGGAUAGAGAAGAGGAUAGAGAAGAGGAUAGAGAAGAGGAUAGAGAAGAUAGAGAAGAGGAUAGAGAAGAGGAUAGAGAAGAUAGAGAAGAGGAUAGAGAAGAGGAUAGAGAAGAUAGAGAAGAGGAUAGGGAAGAGGAUAGAGAAAAGGAUAGAGAAGAGAAUAGAAAAGAUGAUAGAGAAGAGGAUAGAGAAGAUGAUAGAGCAGGGGAUAGAGAAGAGCAUAGAGUAGGGGAUAGAGAAGAGGAUAGAGCAGGGGAUAGAGAAGAGCAUAGAGUAGGGGAUAGAGAAGAGGAUAGAGAAGAGGAUAGAGCAGGGGAUAGAG